AUGGAAAUGAGAGAAUUAUUAUCACAAUACGGUUUUGAUGGUGACAACACUCCAGUUGUUAUGGGUUCUGCUUUAUGUGCUUUAGAAGGUAGACAACCAGAAAUUGGUGUUCAAGCCAUUGAAAAGUUAUUAGACCAUGUUGAUGAAUACAUUCCAACUCCACAACGUGAUUUGGAACAACCAUUCUUGUUACCAGUUGAAGAUGUCUUCUCUAUUUCUGGUAGAGGUACUGUCGUCACCGGUAGAGUUGAAAGAGGUACUUUAAAGAAGGGUGAAGAAAUCGAAAUUGUCGGUAACUUCAACAAGACUUUCAAGGCCACUGUUACUGGUAUUGAAAUGUUUAAGAAGGAAUUAGAUGCUGCUAUGGCUGGUGACAAUGCCGGUAUUUUAUUAAGAGGUGUUAAGAGAGACGAAGUUAACCGUGGUAUGGUUUUAGCUAAGCCAGGUACCGUCACUUCCCACAAGAAGGUCUUAGCUUCUUUGUACAUUUUAAGUAAGGAAGAAGGUGGUCGUCACUCCUCAUUCGGUGAAAACUACAAGCCACAAUUGUUCCUUAGAACCACUGAUGUCACCGGUACUUUAAGAUUCCCAGAAGGUGCUGACCACUCUCAAAUGGUCAUGCCAGGUGACAACAUUGAAAUGGAAAUCGAAUUAGUUAGAAAGACCCCAAUUGAAGUCAACCAACGUUUCAACAUCAGAGAAGGUGGUAAGACCGUUGGUACUGGUUUAGUCACCAGAAUUGUUGAGUAA
Debaryomyces fabryi is the source of this 750-nucleotide messenger RNA. RefSeq lists its product as uncharacterized. Gene Ontology annotation, molecular function: translation elongation factor activity; GTP binding. The transcript has a single exon. Gene Ontology annotation, cellular component: mitochondrion. Gene Ontology annotation, biological process: mitochondrial translational elongation. The coding region runs from base 1 to 750 and encodes 249 amino acids. NCBI's taxonomy places the organism in Eukaryota, Fungi, Ascomycota, Pichiomycetes, Serinales, Debaryomycetaceae. The record is from RefSeq and is a predicted model, not a curated record.